CUAUAAAAAAAAGUGGCUUUACAAGCGCAAUAAGUCCAACAUUAGAGGCAUUAAAAAUGGAUGAGAAAGAGAUUCCAAAGAAGUUGAGAGACAAAGAAGAAAACCUAAGUGAAGAAACGAAAAGCUUGAUCGCUGCACUUCCUUCGGACAUAGAUGGCUAUGGGAUCAAGAUUUUCAAGUACCAAGGAUGUUGGUACGACAACCAAAGACUCCAUUCAAUCCUUAAUUACCAGGUAGGUUUUCAGCCACAAGAAACCGAUAUAGUUGUUGCCUCUUACCCCAAAUCGGGCACGACUUGGCUCAAGGCACUCACAUUCACGCUACUUCAACCAUUAAGACACCCUUUGGAUGAUCAUCAUCAUCCCGUGCUAAACCACAAUCCUCAUGAGCUAGUUCUAUUCCUGGAGGAGAUCUACCGUAAUAGCUCAAUACCGGACUUACAAAAACUCUCAGCAUCUCCACGAUUGUUCUCAACUCAUAUGCCGUUGCAUAUCCUUAAAGUACCUUUCAAGGAUGACUCUCCUUGCAAGAUAGUGUACGUGUGCAGGAACGUGAAAGACGUGUUGGUUUCUCUUUGGCUCUUCAAAAAGUCAUGGCUUGGAAAAAACGUUGGAGUGGAAAAAUGCACCCUCGAGGUUUUAUUUGAUUAUUUCUGUAGAGGAGUUGCUUUAUAUGGUCCCUUUUGGGAACAUGUCUUGAGCUAUUGGAGAGGAAGUUUGGAAGAUCCCGAGCAUGUGCUCUUCAUGAGGUACGAGGAGUUGAAAACAGAACCUCAUGCUCAGAUCAAGAGACUCGCAAAGUUCUUGGGUUGUCCUUUUACUGAGGAAGAAGAAAAAAGCGGAAAUGUGGAUAAGAUCUUGGAGCUCUGCGCUCUGCGUAAUCUAAGUGGUUUGGAAAUCAACAAAACCGGGACAUGGAAGACCGGAGUAGGUUUCAAGAGUUUCUUCCGUAGAGGAGAAGUUGGUGACUCUAAGAAUUAUCUGACUCCUGAAAUGGAAGCCAGGAUCGACAUGAUUAUAGAUGAGAAACUUAAAGGUUCAGGUUUGAAAUUCUAGUGUUAUCUAUGUGUGGUUUUUGAAUUAUGCCGGUUUAAGCUUUUCUUGAAUGCUCCUUUGAUGUAAGUUUAAUAAUUUAUUCUUUCCGGCUCUGCCUAUCUUAUUUAUGAGUAAAGUCUUUAAUGUUACUUAAAACGUUGAGUACUAUCACCACUGAUGUUGC
Messenger RNA from Eruca vesicaria subsp. sativa (arugula), 1218 nucleotides. Lineage: Eukaryota; Viridiplantae; Streptophyta; Magnoliopsida; Brassicales; Brassicaceae. The record is from the annotation of a GenBank genome assembly.